AUGCAUGGGGGAGGGGGCUUUGAAAAACACUGUGAUUAUGCGGGGUCCACUGUAUAUAUCGACAUUAUUUCAUUUGACUUAAAAACUAUUUAAAGUGCAUAUACUAGGAUAGAGUGAGUUAAAUGUGAAACAUUGUCCGGUCUUUGAAAGCAAUGUGAGGAUUAUUGAACAUGUGCUUGGUAGUUGAACAGUUGUCUGUGGGGAAAAAAAAAGCCUCAAAACACACACACAAAUGUUGGGAGACAUUGAAUUAUGUAGGACAUUGCUACCUUCCACACAUUUUAUCAUAUACCUGUACAGACUUUACUCUGUCACUCUCGUCUAUAUUGUGCUAUAAGUGGACCGUGUAUUUUAUUUUAUUUUUUUAAAUUUCCAUUUCAUUUUGUGUGUUGCCUUUAACCUCCCCGUCAGCCGUCCGACUACAUAUCAUCGGGGCUGCAAUGUUUUUUUUUCCCUCCUAACCCGAAUAAAGCAAUUUGAUUAUUUGGUGGAGUAAACAUGAGUGUUAGCAAUAAACGUUGAAGCGGAUAUUGGAACGAUUAUUCCAGCCAUUGAGUGAGGCGGCAAAUUUGUGCCUGGCCCUUUAAAAUAAACACGAGCAGAUUGGGAGGAAGUGAAGAAAAAAGUGGCUUUCGGUUCCUCUCGAAACUCCUGUAAGUAUAUACCUGUGGCCCGCACAUUGGAAAACGAAAGACUAACCUAUCCGCUACGUGUAAGGAGAGGCUCAGUACUGGUGCUUGUCCCUUAGGUGGGCACUGGACGUCUUCACGCUCCGCGCGACUCGAUUCGUCAGACAUGAUGGCAGCCAUGAAUCUGGAGGAAGAGUUAAACGAAACAGAUCGGAUUUUAGCAACCCCCAAUGGCGCUGCGAAUGAAAUGCUGGAUGUGGGCCAAGAAGACAACAUGCAGGGCCAGAUGGAGGAGUUUUUGGGUCCACAGGCAGAAUACAAUGAGGAGGAGGAAGAGAGAAAAUACUACAGGAGAAAGCGAUUUGGAGUUAUCAAGAAUGUUCUCGCAGCCAGCGUUGGAGCCAUGAUUAUGUACAGUGUGUACAUGGGGUUACUGCAGAUGCAGCUUAUCCUUCAUUACGAUAUGACUUAUCGCGAAGUAAAGUACAGCAACCUCGGUCUCGAAGACAUUGAUCGGAAGAUGCUGAGGGGAAUCAACGUCACGCCCAUAUUAGGGCUGCUGUACACCCCCAUUCUCAUCAGGUUUCUUGGAACAAAGUGGAUGAUGUUUCUGGCUUCCGGAAUCUAUGCCUUUUUUGUCUCGACCAAUUACUGGGAGCGGUACUACACCUUGGUUCCGUCUGCUGUUGCCAUCGGUGUGGCCAUUGUGCCACUCUGGGCCUCCCUUGGAAAUUAUAUCACAAGGAUGGCGCAACAGUAUUAUGAAUACGUCAACUAUAAGGAAGAGCAUGUACAGGAGCAGAAGAAGAUCCCAAAGGGAGUGUGCCACAAAUACAUCAUCAUCUUCCAGUCAAUCUUCAGUGUCAUCUUCCAUCUGAGCUUCGUCUUUGCCGAGUUCCCCAUGAGUCUCCUCCUCAAUGGCUUCAUUCUUGACGACAGUCACGUUCUCUUCAACGUCAAAAGCUGUGGGGCCAAAAUCAGUGGUGUGAUUCCAGGAUUGAACACGACAGUGCUGAGAAGUCUACCCCAGUCCAUGAAGUUGAUCAUCGUGGAAAGCGUGCUCAUGGGCUUUGCUUUCCUGUCCAUGAUCAUUUUCCUUUUGCUGUGUGGUGCUGCGUACCGCCCAACAGAGGAGAUCGAUCUGCGCAGUAUUGGCUGGGGAAACAUCUUCCAGCUUCCUUUCAAACAUUUGAGGGACUACCGCUUGCGGCUUCUCUGCCCUUUCUUUGUCUACAGUGGAUUGGAAGUCCUCUUCGCCAUCACCGGACUUAGCCUGUCCUAUGGCGUUUGUACUUUGGGCCUACAAAAACUGUGGCUCUUAAUUGUGGUCUACGGGCUGUCGUGCUCCAUCUUCUCCUUCCUGUCCCUCUGCCUCUUACGUCUCCCGCGGUGGGUGUGUCUGGCAGCAGGAGCCAGUGUCCAUUUGGUGCUGUUGGUGGUACUCAUGGUGUUUUCACCAACUCCUCCACACCAUGAGUAUGAGGCCCCUCUUCUGAUCAUUUCUAUGCUGUGGGGGCUUGGGACGGCCCUGAAUAAGACUGGAGUCAGCACCUUGCUUGGCAUUUUAUAUGCUGAGGAGAAGGAACGUCUGGACUUUGUCUACACGAUCUAUCACUGGUUACAAGCCAUUGCCAUCUUUGUAGUCUACCUCUGGUCAGAGUUGCCGAUGAGGGCUAAACUUGCCAUCCUGCUUGCAACUUUACUGCUAGCUUGCUACUGCUACUGGCUGAUGGAGCGCCGCCUUGCCAAGAAAGUGCGCCAUAGGCUGCCCCGCAUCCCUCGACCAAGACACAAGGUCAAAGGUUAUCGCUACCUGGAAGAAGGCAACUCAGAUGAGUCAGACUCAGAGAGGAGUGAGGAGGAUGACGAAAAUGAAGAGGACAGAGAGCCAGAGGAGCAAUUGGCGAAUGAGUUUCGAGCAGAGGACAUGGAGGCCGAACGCCAGGAUUCUGGCGCUCAGGAAGCUGACUCACUUCGCGUCAGGAGGAAGAGGGCAGAGAAUCACUAGCACAGGGUGGACGCCACCCAUGCGGUGGAGGGCCAGAGAGGGUGAAGAAAACUAAAUUAGGAGAAAGGGGGUGAGCAAGACGGAGAAGGAAAUCGACGUUUCAUCAUUCUUUCAAGUCUGACGCUUUCCAUAAAUGACCGAUGAAUUUGAAUAUUUUUUCAAGCUAUAAUUAGCCUCAGAACACUGACGAGGUUUAUAUGCAGUCAAGAACCAUUUCAAGACCAAAUAUUAGCAAUAUUCGGGUUUUGAAAGUCCAUGUAACGCCCACAAAAAGCCGAACAUGUUUAUAUUCGUCUUUUUAAAAUUCGAACAAGACCCCUGGGUUACUCCUUUUCCAAACACAAACAUUUGAUCGCAUAAACGCGUCUGGGAAAACCUC
This is a messenger RNA of Hippocampus comes (tiger tail seahorse), 3016 nucleotides long. It is a transcript of the gene unc93b1, whose product is annotated as unc-93 homolog B1, TLR signaling regulator. The transcript has 13 exons. The record is from RefSeq and is a predicted model, not a curated record. The coding region runs from base 796 to 2637 and encodes 613 amino acids. NCBI's taxonomy places the organism in Eukaryota, Metazoa, Chordata, Actinopteri, Syngnathiformes, Syngnathidae. Gene Ontology annotation, molecular function: Toll-like receptor binding. Gene Ontology annotation, cellular component: lysosome; endosome. Gene Ontology annotation, biological process: toll-like receptor 9 signaling pathway; toll-like receptor signaling pathway; intracellular protein transport.